Penicillium atrosanguineum is the source of this 2967-nucleotide messenger RNA. Its product is annotated as patatin-like phospholipase family protein. Gene Ontology annotation, cellular component: membrane. Gene Ontology annotation, biological process: arachidonate metabolic process. The record is from RefSeq and is a predicted model, not a curated record. The coding region runs from base 1 to 2967 and encodes 988 amino acids. NCBI's taxonomy places the organism in Eukaryota, Fungi, Ascomycota, Eurotiomycetes, Eurotiales, Aspergillaceae. The transcript is spliced from 5 exons.
AUGGUCAUUACCAGCCUUCUGAAGGACAGUGAAACGGUCGGAAGAGUCGGCAAACACACGCGUCUUCCUCGUGAUGACUGCAACUCUGUUCCAAUGGCAGUAUGGCUUGACCUGACUCCGAACACCACAGGCUGGUCCUUGGUGGAUACAGGACGGCUUAAUGAGGUGGUCCAUGGCAUGUAUCAUCCUCGAACCCAAUACCCGUCUGUUGUAUAUUUCUCCGGAAAUGGUAAUCGUCUCCAUGCACUAAGAGCGCUGUUUCCUCACAAUAACAUCACACGGAAUGGGCCAUCUGGCCUGUGUAGAUUGCACGUUAGUACUGGAACUGCUUCCACUGAAAACCCCUUGUUAUUUGCGGAAGGGAACCUUUUCACCCAUUCAUCUUUGGGAGACUCAAAGUCAACCAGGACGGCAGCAGAGAAAAGUCGAGAAUGUCGAAUUCAAGGAAGCGAGAGCUUUUCCGCGGCAAAUAUCUCAUCACAUGUCGUUGCUCGCGCGAUUCUACCCUGGACGAAUAUCCUGUGUCUUUUUGUAGAUACGGUUGCAGAGCUCAAAGGCGCUCGACGGCUCCUUGAUAUUCAACGAGACGAAUAUACAAUUGGGCUUCAGCCUCUCCCUCAUCUAAUGCGUGUGAUUAUUGUCACUACCGGAAAUAGAGAUUGUGAUAUUGGAAAGGGCGACAGAAGCCUCAUGCAGCAUCAGGAAGUGAAGGAAUUCUCAUCCGAUGUCCAAUUUCUUGACCUACGCCAUCGUUCAGGGCUGUCAUCAACUGCAGCAUUCGAGCCGUUGCGACGUAUCGUGCUCGAUGAGAUCCAGACAAAUAACGCCGCACGAAUGGAUCGUGGGACACUAUGGUCUGCGUGGCAUCUGAAUCAACUGUGGAACCAUUCUAUCCAAUCUGUCGCUAAGGAACAAAAAUCACGCAUGGAUUGUCUUCAGGUAGCAAGAAAGUAUCACUCCAUUGGGGCGUCUUUCAGGCAGCAUUUAGUAGAAUACAUGACGAUAGUGUCCCAAGGGAGUUGCUCUAUGACUGAGAUCUCUCGCUUUAUGGCUUCAGCAUUUUUCAUGAGUGCUUAUCCCCCUGGAAUGCAUUGUUUUGAUCCGGAGACUGUCUUCUGCUCUUUGUACGGCGCGGAUUGCCUCGACGCAUGGAUUCAUAAUAGAGCAGUAGAACCCAGUAUUGGAGUAAGAGAGACACUGAAGCAGUUCAAAAAGCUUUUUGCUGCACUGAGCGAGACAAAUUCAUCCGCGAAUGUUCGAAAGGAGGUCUCCACCGGGUUUUGUCGAGUAUAUAGUGGUCUCCGGUCCACCACGACUUGCUUUUCGUGCAUGUGUCGGCAACCAGAGCAUAUGUUGAGAUGUGGUCAUGCAAUAUGCGAUGUCUGCGUGGUAAUCUAUGGAAGAAUAUCUUUGAAGACAGAGUAUCAUACCGAUCUCACAUCAUGUCCGCUGUGCGGGCAAUCAAUUGAUAUGACUGUGCGAAGGCUUCCACCCACCAAAGGACCCAUGGUAAUAAGCCUAGACGGAGGCGGAGUCCGUGGACUUAUGACGCUAGGUCUUCUUCGUGCUCUUGACAAGAGAUUGGGUGGCCAUAUAAGCUUACCUCAGGUUUUCGAUUUAUGGGUAGGAACAAGUGUUGGCUCGCUUUGUCCCAUUGACCUGGUUUUCAAUGGGUCCUCGGUGGAGCAGAGUUUUCAAAAAUUUCCAGACUUGGCCCGAAAAGUCUUCAACUCGGUGAAUACCAGUAAAAAGGCAUCGGCGAUUCUUACUUUGGCAAAAUGGAUGAAAUAUUUGGCUGGCUACAUCUCCGACAGUUUUUAUGACUCCGAAAAGCUCGAAAGCACGCUUCGAGCCGCAAUGGAUCCUACGCGCAAGAUGUUUGAUGUUUCGCUACCUGGCUACGCUGGCUGCCGAGUUGCCAUUACGACAAGUCAGACUACGGAUGGAAAAGUUUGCGUUUUUGCUAAUUAUCGUGGGGUUGGUCGACGAGAGGGAAAGUGUUCAUAUCGUUUUAUCGUCCCUAAAGACGCGAAUGAUACCCAUUUUCUGUGGGAAAUAUAUUUCCAAGCAAAGACGCUUCCAGGUCUCGGUUCAUUCCAGGAUGGAGGCCUGGUCGCUAAUAACCCUGGCGCUAUUGCUCUAGCGGAAUCCGCGAAUAUAUGGCCCCGAAAAUGGCCUGACCUCUUUCUCUCCGUUGGAACAGGGUCCGGAGUCUCAAAUUUGGGACUUCAGGUCCCUUUUCAGAAAAUUUUGACCAAUCGCGCAAUCGCUCGCAGCGUUCGAGCAGCAAUGUUUUCUGGGUCCAUGGAUGGGGAACAAGGUUUCCAUGAUUUCCUCAAUUGCAUACCGGCGAACAUGCAGCUUGCCAUUUUCCGCCUGGACCAUCCAUAUCCUGGACCGCUGCCUCGACUUAACGAGGUUGAGAAAUUAGAUCAGAUGGAGUCGAUACCAUAUAACGUUCCAGAUGUACUAGUCCGGGCUGUUUUGGCGACUGCGUUUUUCUUCGAACUGGACCAGCAACCGAUAAGAAAUCAUAGAUCUCUUUAUUGUGAAGGGUCAAUCCUGUGUUCCAGAAGCCAAGCCCAAGGCCUUUUGAGUAGCGUUACUGCGGAAUUUCCAGGCGCGAGGUUCCAGUCCGAUCAAGGCUCUCACCUUGGAUCUGUCAAAGAACACGACGGCUGCCAUGCGUGUGGCUACUUUCGGAAGAAAGUAUCAUUCUCUCUCACAAGCCUUGAGCAGAUAUUCUCCAUAGCUAUUGUGGGAUCUACGUCUCAUCAUAAUAUUGGUGGCUUUCCAAAAUCAAUUCAAGACCUUCUCGAUGAACAGUUGGCCGAUGCCCAUUUUGGAACCCCAGAUCAUGUGGUCGGUCACUGGCCUCCUAAUCGAGCAUGCUACUGUAACAGGCAGAAAAAGCGACGAGUUCAGUUUAUUGAACCAGGUUUAAAAUUCAAAAGACGCCGACUUUAA